AUGUUGGGUAAACCACGCAUUGAGAUUGCACUUUCCAGUACAUUGCCAUCAUAUGAUCGCUUUCAACGUCAUCGAGCGUUGCCUGUAGAUGGCGCUAAUCUAAGUAUUGCACAACGUCUUGUGUUAGAGAAUAAAAAGCGUGCAUUGAAUUCAGCACGACGUCGUAGCACACAAGAGGUGGUAACAUCGUUACAAUAUACACCAGUGGAAUUGGGUUCACAUAUAUGGAUUCCAGACCCAGAGCAUGUAUGGCGUGUAGUAGAGAUUGUACGCUAUGAACCGACUGGAGAUCCGGAAAAAGGCAUGAUUUUGACGGUGAAUGGCAGAUUUGGUCAGGAAAAAAUUGAUAUGCGUGACAUUGGUGAUUUAUAUAAGGUCAAUCCACGUGUUGUUGAUGACAUGACAGGUCUCUACUAUAUUCAUGAGGCUGGUAUUCUUGAGAAUCUUCGUGUACGAUCCAAGAUGGAGAAUUUAAGACCUUAUACGCUCAUGGCCAAUGUACUUAUUGCUGUCAAUCCGCUUGUGCGUACGGUUGAGCCAAAGGUCACAGAUUAUAUCAAAACGCAAAUGGGUGAUCGAUCACCACACCCAUACUCGAUUGCAGAGGUGGCUUUUCAGCAGAUGGCACUACGUACACCGGCCCAGUGCCAAUCCAUUGUCAUUUCCGGUGAAUCAGGAGCUGGAAAGACUGAGACGUCUAAGAUUGUAUUGCGUUAUCUCACAUCACGUGAACACUUGGCCCUUACGGCCAAUAAGGGCAGUGUCGCACAGCAGGAUCUAGCACUUGAGCUAGACAAGCGACUUUGGGACACCAACCCCAUUCUCGAAGCUUUUGGUAAUGCGAAGACACUACGUAACCACAACUCGUCGCGUUUUGGCAAGUUUAUGAAGUUGCAGUUCAAGCCUGGUGACAACACAUUGAGUGGCGCUUUUAUCGAGACAUACUUGCUAGAAAAGUUCCGUGUUGUAGCACAGAUUCCUGGAGAGCGCAACUUCCAUAUUUUUUACUUCUUGCUCUCAGGUGCUAACCAAGCGCUUGCCAAAGAGCUCAAGCUUGAGUCCGUCAAUAACUUUUCAUAUUUGAACCAAAGUGGCUGUGUGUCAGACCCAAAUGUGGACGAUGAGAUUUUGUUCGACGAAGUGGCGAGUGCACUUGGCUCCGUGAACAUUGACGCUGGACUGCAAAAGCAAGUUUGGACAGUUUUAUCAGGCUUGCUGCAUCUGGGCAACGUCCGAUUAAAAGACCGUGAGACGGCUGAGGGUGACGCGGGAGAGGUGACGCCGGUAGCUCAGAAGUACGUGGCGUCGUGUGCUGAGCUGCUUGGAGUGGACAACAAUAAUCUAUUGCACGUGAUUACUACCCGUGAGAUCUCGACACGGACGGAAAACUUUACAAUCAAACGCACGGCAAAGGAGGGAAGCUAUGUGCGUGACGCUAUUGCCAAAUCGAUGUACAACCGCUUGUUCAAAUGGAUUUUGUACAAAAUUAACAGCUCGCUGGGCCACGGUGACAGCUCGCUACCAUUCAUCGGUGUGCUUGAUAUCUUUGGUUUUGAGUCAUUCGAGGAAAACGACUUUGAGCAGCUGCUGAUUAAUUACGCCAACGAGGCCUUGCAGGCCACGUUCAACCAACAGGUCUUUAUCGCCGAGCAGGAGCUGUUUGCAGCUGAAGGUAUCGAGGUUGGCAAGAUUAUUUGGCCCGACAACCGCGAAUGCAUUGAUUUGAUUUCACAAAAGCCGAACGGUAUUUUGCCUUUGUUGGACCAGGAGGCGAAAAUGCCCAAACCGUCUGACGAAAAAUGGAAUGCUACGCUACACAAGACUCACUCAAACCACCCGCACUUUUUAUCUCCUCACGAAAAGGAUAAGAAGUACGAGUUUAUUGUAAAGCACUUCGCCACGCGCGUGCCAUACACAAUCGGCAACUUUAUUGACAAGAACAACGACACGAUUCCCAAGGAUUUGGAGGAUUUUGUUACUUCCAGCAAGUCUUCGCUAAUUAAGGAACUGUUUUCGUCAAAGUUGGAUCUUGACACAAUGAACGGUGCACCAAAUACUAGUCAGCUUCACAAGCAAAGUGUAUCUGCUAAGUUUUGUGACCAAAUGCAGGAGCUCACGGACACGUUGAAUGCGACGCGCUGCAACUUCAUCCGGUGUAUCAAGCCAAACCCAACAAUGUCGCCCGGCGUUUUUGACAAUGGCUACGUUGUAGACCAGCUACGUUGCUCCGGAAUGUUGGCUACGUGCGAGCUGCUAAAGGUUGGUCUGCCUACGCGUGUGGCUUACGAGGAAAUUUGUCGGAUCUAUAAGCCCGUGUUGCCGCCUUCCGUCACACCGAUGUUCAACGCGUACAAUGACCGUACUUUCACGGAAGCAGUACUCUGGUCAUUUCGUGUUGAGUCUGAUGCCUACCGUCUAGGUCGGACAAAAGUUUUUUUUAAGACUGGCAAGAUUGCUUUGCUUGAUGCGUUGCUGAAGGUCGACAUGAAGAAGAUGGGUCCAUGGAUUGUUGCUCGUCUUCGCAAGUGGCUGGCGCGUCGACGUUGGCGUUAUGCUUUGGCCAAGGUGCUGGCUCAGCGCGCAUUCCUGUGGUUGUUGGAGGACACAAGAAGACGCAAGGCCGCUAUCGUUAAGAUGCAGGCCGUGAUGCGGAUGUUUGCCGUGCGUAAGCACUUUGUUCGCGCUCGCAAUGCGUACCGCUUAAAGAUGCGCCGCAAAGUACUUGCGCAGAAACACUGGAAGAUGGCCAUUGGUGGAGUUCGGGCUGCUAACGCUUUUAAGAAGCUAUUGCAGCAGACUCGCGAGCGCAUGGCCGGUCGGCUUGCAGCUCAAAACGCUGCCGCUGUGAAGAUUCAGUCCAUUGUCCGUGGUAAGCUUGGCCGUAAGCAAGCAGAAAAACGAUAUGCACAGGUACAAGAUGAGAAGAUGCGCAAGAGGCUUGCGGAAGAGAAUGCUCGUCUGGAGGCUGAGAAGAAAAAGUCGGCCAAAAAACGCUGGGUAUCGGCAUUCUAUGUUAUUCAGGCUCAGCGCCACUUUGUGAAACGCCUGUACCACAUUCGUAAGGCUAGUUUGGCAGUGGAGGAGGCUCGACGACUUGCGGCUGAACAGGAGCAGCUGCGGUUGCAGCGGGAGGAGGAGGAGCGCCAGCGUCGCCUUCAAGAAGAAGAGGAGGAACGUGAACGCCAGCGCCAGUUGGAACUGAAGCGUGCUACUGCGGCUGCUUUAAUUCAGCGUGCUUAUCGUCGAUCUCUUGAGCGCGAAGAGGCAAGGCGUCAGGCUGCUGUGGAGCGUGCCCAAGCCGCUUCACUUGCUGCUGCGAUGGCUGCGCAAGAUGCCGCUCAAGCCGCGCACGAUGCAUCUAUGGCGCACGAUGCUGAGGCGGCUGCUCUUCGUAAGCUAAGCGCAUACGAUGAGGCCCAGAGGAAGGCUGCUGCGGCUGGCACGCUAGGAACUGCCCCUGCACUUGGUGCGCUGGGUGUCGCCGGUGUUGCUGGCAACGGCCCUGUCGCGCUGGGCUCGGUGCAGCCCCUGCAAGCGUCCGUUGGCCAGGCUGGACAGAUUGGUGCUGUAGGAUCCAUGGGUGUUGCCGGCGCCAUGGUAGGACAGGAGUCACUUCAGAGUGCUGACAUGAGCUGGGUUGCUGGCGACAAUGCCAAGAUUGAAGGCGAGGCCGUUGCUGGCGAUGCUCUGCGUCAAGAGCAGCUCGCUCAGGCUGGCCGCGACCUUUUUGGUGAGGGCGGCGAAGCACCGGCUGGACCUGUGAUGUCUGCUGAUGACGAGAACUUGGUCAACCCGGUUGAGAAGAUACAGGAAUUUCCGACGGGCCCUCCGAUUCCGUAUAAGGGUGGUAUUAUGACAUGCACAAUGCUUGGUCACCGCAAACAGCAGGACCAGAACUGGGGCGAUGAGUACACGGAGUAUGUGCUGCGUGUGACCUGGGGCCGUGACAUCCUUGAGCAGUCCAAAACUGCCUGGCUCGUGGGUGGUCGCUAUAACGAUUUCAAUGCGCUUCACCAAGAACUAAAGGCUGCGGCUUCCGGUCGUCGUGGCAAGCGGGCUCCAUGGUUUCCACGUUUUCCGAAACGCCACCCGUUUUCAUCAAUGAUAGGCAAGAAUCAGGAGGAGAAGUUUAUUAUCAAGCGUGAGAAGGAGAUGAACCGCUACAUGACUCAAGUGCUAACGCAGAUGCCGGACGCUCUAUUGAACAUCCAUUUGGACCGUUUUCUCAACCUUACUCUUCGUACGCAGGACAUCUGCGAGCGUGAGGCGUACGCUGAGGCCCGCAAGCGCUGGGAGGAGGAAGAGCGUGAGGCACUAGCUAAUGCUGCUGAUGCGGAGCCACUGAACGACGCUGACCUUCAGGAGGUGGAACAAUUGGUGCACCAAUUGCUACAGAAGAUUAUCUACGCUGCUGGUGACGUUCGCCAGGAUACGGAGUUGCAAGAGAUGAUCCACGCUGUCAAGGUGUUGCAGCCUCGUGUGGCAGCAUCGGCCCAGAUUGGUGGCAAUGUAAACAUUGAGCUGAUUCCACUAGCUCAUGCAGCUGCAGGACGAUAUCCAAGACGCCUUCAACCAGUACAACGACACACUUCUGGCGCUACGGCUGGGCCAGGACCUCAACUAACCGUCCAGUCGGUUUUCGUGGAUGAAGGUCGAUUCACGUGUGUUGUCUGA
This is a messenger RNA of Peronospora belbahrii, 4674 nucleotides long. Lineage: Eukaryota; Oomycota; Peronosporomycetes; Peronosporales; Peronosporaceae. The record is from the annotation of a GenBank genome assembly.